AUGUUAUUCUCAAGGCUUCGUGAUGUCUUCUUGCUGGCAGGAUUCGUUGCUGCCGGUUAUCCCCCCAGGCCAAAGGAUUUGGUAACUAUAAAGUCCAAAUCCCUUCCGGGGGCAACCAUUACCUACAAAGAGGUGCCCAAAGGAGUCUGUGGCAAUGCCAAGUCAUACUCCGGCUAUAUCAACUUCCCUCCCAACUCUAUGCGCGAGGCUCCUCAAGAUUUUCCGGCUCAUAUCUACUUUUGGUAUUUUGAGUCUCAAAUAAACCCAGAAGCCGCCCCCUUGGCUAUCUACAUCAACGGUGGCCCGGGGGCUGGAUCUAUGGUCGGAGUAUUCGUUGAGAGUGGGCCAUGUCGUAUGAGUGAGGAUACCCAGUCAACUUUUCCGAACGAACAUUCGUGGAACAAGGAGGCCAACCUGCUAUAUGUCGACCAACCGGUGCAGACAGGGUUCAGUUAUGAUGUGCUCACCAAUGCCACUCUUGAUCUAAAAACCAACAUAUUGACCCCCGAAGGGCCUGACCAUGAGCCAAGUAAUGAUGGUACUCUUAUCUCUGGAACCUUUGGUAGCGGUGAUCCUAGUAAAACUGCAAAUACUACUCUCAACGCUGCAAGACAUAUGUGGAAUAUCGUCCAGGUCUGGACCCAAGAUUUCGAACCAUACACUCACAAUAGAGGGAACGAUAAGAUUUCGCUCUGGAGCGAGUCAUACGGGGGUCGUUAUGCGCCGGGAUUUAUGGCAUACUUCCUAUCACAGAACAAACGUAUCGAGGCUGGCCUCGUAGCUGGCUCAGUUCUUCACUUAGAUACUGUUGGAAUAAUUAACGGCUGCGUGGAUCUGUUGUCUCAACAGAAGUCAAACAUUGAUUUCCCGCAUAACAAGAACACGUAUGGCAUUGAAGCAAUCGAUGAUGCCGGGUAUGACAAAGCUAUGCAUGCUUACGGCAAAAGGGGAGGAUGUCUUGACCAAAUAUCAGAUUGUCAUGCACUCGCUAAGCGGCUCGAUCCAGAUGGAUAUGGUCACGUUGAUGAAGUCAAUCACGUAUGCGAACGUGCCAACGACUAUUGCAAUACCGAGGUAGACGGUGUUUACGUUUACGGAACGAAAAGAGGCCUUUUUGACAUCGCCCAAUGCCACCUGGACCCAUACCCGUCCAACAGUUUUCUGGGAUACCUAGCGAAGACUGAAGUUCAGGAGGCAUUAGGCGUACCUGCAAACCAUACUGACCCAUCCUACACAGUUGAGCAUGUCUUCAACGUCACAGGAGACUACGUACGAAGCGAUAAGGGUGGGCAUCUACUUGAUAUCGCCAACUUACUGGACGCUGGUGUGAAGGUAGCCAUGGUAUAUGGCGACCGUGACUUCAUAUGUAACUGGGUUGGAGCUGAGAAUGUUAGUCUCUCCAUCGACUACAAGGACGCAAAGAACUUCCGAAAGGCAGGCUAUACGGAUGUUUUCACCGAUGGUUCGAACAUCCCCAAAGCUCAAGUCCGUCAACACGGUCUCUUUUCGUUCACCCGCGUCUUUCAAGCCGGACACAUGAUGCUUGCAUACCAGCCACAAGUCGGCUAUGAGAUUUUCCGCCGUGCCAUGUUCAAUAUGGAUAUUGCUACCGGAACGGUCACCGAGGGUAUCGAGAACUACUCUACGCAAGGAGAGACCAAUUCAACACAUGCUGAGCCCCCAUUACCGACAGUCCCGCCAACCUGCAACAUCUGGAGUUUGGUAAUGACGUGUGCGCAGAACCAAAUUGAGGCGGUUCAAAAAGGAGAGGCGAGCAUCGUGAACAAUAUCAUCGUAAGCCCAACUCAAGCACCAGGUGAAUGUCCCAAACCUCAGCCCACUCAGAAGAGCUGGAUGGAGGGCGGCCGGCAACAGCGAAUAAUUGUUUAG
Messenger RNA from Microsporum canis CBS 113480, 1890 nucleotides. Its product is annotated as carboxypeptidase S1. Gene Ontology annotation, molecular function: serine-type carboxypeptidase activity. Gene Ontology annotation, cellular component: fungal-type vacuole. Gene Ontology annotation, biological process: proteolysis. The transcript has 2 exons. The coding region runs from base 1 to 1890 and encodes 629 amino acids. NCBI's taxonomy places the organism in Eukaryota, Fungi, Ascomycota, Eurotiomycetes, Onygenales, Arthrodermataceae. The record is from RefSeq and is a predicted model, not a curated record.